AUGUGGAGCUUGCAGUACCACCUCCGAACCACUAGGGGGCAGCAGCGUGCCAGCUGAUGCUACGUUACUUAUAGAUAAUUACAUCGACGAGGAGUUCCCAUCCCCAGAGCAGCUCUUCUAGAGAUUAAUCGCAGUGCAGCAGUGAAGCUGUUGAAAAGAUGGACACAAGAGCGUUGAGGAAUCCUUAUCAUGACUAUGAUGGGAACCCUGCGUCCACACAGGCUCUGUUCGACGGUCACGGGAAGCUCACAUUGGAGUUUGCUCAGAGGCUCAGCAGUAAGGUCAGUGAGCUUCUGGCUGUCAUGGAGAAUGGACUGAAGUCGGCUGACCCCAGAAAUUGCACCAGUUACACCGGCUGGGCAGGCAUAGCUCUGCUCUACUUGCACCUCCACAAUAUAUUCGGGGACCCCUCCUUCCUUCAGAGAGCCUUGGAGUACGUCAGCCACAGCCUGAAGUGUUUGACCAGACGUCAUGAUGUCACCUUCCUUUGUGGGGAUGCUGGGCCUCUGGCUGUGGCUGCUGUGGUCUUCUAUCGCCUGCAGAGGGCGCAAGAGAGCGACGAGUGCAUCAACAGACUGCUGCAGUAUCACCCCUCUGUAGUGAAAGGCGCAGGCGGGCUCCCCGAUGAGAUGCUUUACGGGAGGAUGGGUUAUCUUUACGCCCUCGUCUUCAUCAACCAGCAGCUGGGGCAGGACAGGAUCCCGCUGCAGUACAUCCAGCAGAUCAGCGAAGCCGUUCUGGCGUCCGGGGAAAACCUAAGCAGGAGGUUCAGGGUCCAGAACCAGAGCCCGCUGAUGUACGAGUGGUACCAGGAGCAGUAUGUUGGCGCUGCACACGGCCUGGCAGGAAUCUACUACUUCCUCAUGCAGCCGGGUUUCGUCCAUGCCGAGGACUGGGUUCACAGGCUGGUGAAACCCAGCGUGGACCACGUCUGCCGCCUCAAGUUCCCAACUGGAAACUACCCACCCUGCAUGGGAGACGACCGGGACCUGCUGGUGCACUGGUGCCACGGAUCCCCCGGGGUGGUGUACAUGCUGCUGCAGGCACACAAGAUCUUUGGAGAGGCUCAGUACCUGUCUGACGCCCUGCAGUGCGGCGAGGUGGUCUGGCGCUACGGCUUGCUGAAAAAAGGCUACGGCUUGUGUCACGGUGCGGCAGGAAACGCCUACACCUUCCUGGCUCUGUACCGGCACACGCAGGACCCCAAACACCUCUUCAGAGCCUGCAUGUUUGCAGACUGGUGCAUGAACUACGGCAAGCAUGGAUGCAGAACACCAGACACUCCGUACUCUCUUUUUGAAGGCAUGGCGGGCACCAUCUACUUCUUGGCCGACAUCCUUCAGCCGAUGAAAGCGAGGUUCCCCGCUUUUGAAGUGUAAAAAAAAGUCGUCACAGGUACUCGUCUAACACACACUGCACGAUCGUUACAAGAAGACAACAAGAGGAAACUCUGGGGACUGACUGUGACUCUGGCUUUGGAUGUUGUGCCAUAUCUUUCCUGCUCUCUGUUCUGUAACUUUACACGUUAUUAACUAUGAAUCCUACGAUUACAUUUCAACUAUUUCAAAAAGGUGUUUUGAAGAAUGAGAGCUGCUCUAGCUUUUUUUUUGUGUAUACAUCUAACUCCAGCUAUCGCUCAGCUUGUGACGUUUAAGCAGAUUCAAACAAAAAGAAAACAUUGACCUCCAGUUCAAGGCUGCGAGGAGACAGAACUGUGAUUCUUUUAGCACUUAAAACGUUUAUAUCGUCUCUGACUUUAUUGAAAUGGGCGCUUUAGUUUGCUAUUAUGUUUCUUUAUGAGAAAGGUCAACAGCAAAGCUCGAUACAAUGCACUAAAAAUACUACAGUACAAGCUCUGUCAUGUGUUAAGGGAUCAACCCCUGAGUGUAAACUGUGGCCCGUCCUUUGCACUGUCUGAGCAAUAAAUCAUGAGUCUUUGUACAGCUGUU
Notolabrus celidotus (New Zealand spotty) is the source of this 1949-nucleotide messenger RNA. RefSeq names its product LanC antibiotic synthetase component C-like 1 (bacterial) (gene lancl1). The coding region runs from base 159 to 1379 and encodes 406 amino acids. The record is from RefSeq and is a predicted model, not a curated record. Lineage: Eukaryota; Metazoa; Chordata; Actinopteri; Labriformes; Labridae. Gene Ontology annotation, biological process: peptide modification; carbohydrate metabolic process. The transcript is spliced from 10 exons. Gene Ontology annotation, cellular component: plasma membrane.